GCGCCAGGUUGAGGAGCUGCAGCACUCUCAGGCCUUGUGCCAAGACGUGAGCAGCAUGAAGCAGGACCUGCAGGGGUUCCAGCAGCAGGAGGAAUUGGACUUCAAGACGGUGGUGAGCGAAAUCGCGAGGGUGCAGCAGGCCUUACACCUGGAUUUCGUGAAGGUGCUGCAGGAGGACCUGGGCCGCAAGCUGCCACGAGCGGGGUCGCGGCUCACGCAGGCCAAGAAGACCUCCUCUUGCGAGGACGCGCAAGUGGGCAGUGCAUUGGGCUCCUUGCUGAAAGCACCAGGCAGCCCCAGCAGCAGCCGCAGCAAGUCGCCCUCGCCCUUCCAGGACCUAAAGCGCUUCCGUGACUGGUUCGCGCAGACCGACCCUCUGCCCCGGAAGGAGGCUCACUGCCAAACGGAGUCCUCCCUGUACCUCGACUCCUUCGCGCCCAAGGACCAGAGGAAGCGGGAGAGCCGGCAUUCCAACAAGCCCAUGUUGGAAGAGACAGCCUCCCGGCAGUUCGGAGGCGGCGAGGAGCAGUUCCGGGAGAAGGCGCGGGCGGCGGCCAUGAAGCCGCCAUACUCCGUGUACGACUACUACCACGAGACGGGCUGCUGCCAGGCCAUCGCGAAGCAUCCCCACUUCGAGACUGUGACGCUGGCCCUCGUCUUCCUCAACGCCUGCUGGAUGGCAGUGGACAUCGACCUGAAUCCGGCGGUGCUUCUCAUCGACUCCCAUCUCACCUUCGUGAUCGUGGAGAACGUCUUUUGCGGCUACUUUUUCCUGGAGCUUCUGAUUCGCUUCGGCGCCUUCGAGCGAAAGUGCGAUGCCUUCAGGGACUUGUGGUUCAUCUCCGACCUCUUUUUGUCAUUCCUUUACGUGCUCGACACCUGGGUUGUCACCAUCCUGGUGGUGGUUGGAGGUGUGCGCCUGAACGCCGGCACGUCCAGCAUGACGAUUUUGCGCAUGCUGCGGAUGGUGCGGCUCUGCCGCCUCACCAGGCUGGCCAAGUUGCUGCGGGCGGUGCCGGAACUGGUCAUCAUUAUGAAGGGCAUUGGCUUCGCUGCACGCUCAGUGGCCGUCUUCUUCAUCUUCUGGACCUUGAUCACCUACGCCUUCUCCAUUGCCAUCCGCCAGCUCACCGACAAAACCGAGGUGGGCAACACCUACUUCGCCACGGUGCCAGAGACAAUGAAUAUUCUGCUGCUGCAAGGCCUGUUUCCAGAGAGCAUUCAACUGCUUGACGCCAUCUCCGACGGAUCCACUUGGUAUUUGUGGCCGCUGACCGUCUUCUUCCUGGCGCUGGUGUCUCUGACAGUCAUGUACAUGCUGGUGGGCGUGCUGGUGGAAGUCGUCCAGGUGGUGUCCUCAGUGGAGAGGGAGAGCCUUUCAGUGACCUUUAUGGCCAGUGAGAUGAGGUACGAGCUGAAGAAGUUGGGCUUUCAACCCGAUGGCCCGAUCAGCAAGUCCGACUUCCAACGCGCAGUGGUGGAGCCUCCGAUCGCUCGCAUCGUGCACGCAGUGGGAGUGGACGUGGUAAUGCUUUGCGACAUGUUGGACCUCCUUUUCGAGGAAGUCGAGAAGGAAGGCAUGCUGGGCAUGCCCUUCGCCAUGCUCAUUGAGAACAUUCUGAGCAUGCGUGGCUCCAAUCCGGCCAGGGUCAAGGAUUGCGUGGAGCAGAUCAAGAUGUUCAAGCUAAUUCUGCACGAGCGGAAUGAGAGUCUGAUGAAGAAGCUGAAGAGAGAGUUUGACACGCUCAAGCUGGACAUGACCGACAUGAAGGACGACCUCAAAGACCUUCGGGAAGCCGAGGUCCGCGAGAAGCAGAUGAAGCUGAUGCGCCCCCCCGAGGACUCCGACUGAGGCGUUGGACGAGCAGAUGCGGCGAGUGAGAGAGACGAAGCUUAAAGCGCUCGCUCAUGGGCGCCACAAGAGGCGUCCGUGGUCUUUGUAAGGCCUACCUGGAGUCUCCAUGACCC
Messenger RNA from Effrenium voratum, 1968 nucleotides. NCBI's taxonomy places the organism in Eukaryota, Dinophyceae, Suessiales, Symbiodiniaceae. The record is from the annotation of a GenBank genome assembly.